Molecule: messenger RNA, 8707 nt
Organism: Linum trigynum
Lineage: Eukaryota; Viridiplantae; Streptophyta; Magnoliopsida; Malpighiales; Linaceae
Source: the annotation of a GenBank genome assembly
UAGACUUUGAGUUCGUAAUGACAUUUUGGACGUUGUAAAUGAAAUAGUUUUUCAGACUUUUCCAUAUCACCUGGAGCCAUUGAAGCAACCAUAUCAAAGAACUUAAGACGUUCCCAAUACUGACAACAACAUUGAAGCAACACGUCGUGCUAUAAUCAGACAAUUCCAUCGUGAUGUGUGAGAACUUUUAUGCUCAAAAUCCUAAUUCAAGUAGUCAUUUAUUUGGUACUUCCAAGGAGCUGGUAGGGAAUGAGAUAGAGUUCGAGUGACGCAUCAAUCUUAGAUUUCAUAACUUUCGAGAUGCUUCCUUGAGAAGGAAAGCCAACUUGUUUUAUUACUUUACAGAGAUGCUUUAGAGGAUGGAGACCGUAUCAGUUAUAGCUAUACCUUACCUCAUACACUUGUGGACAUGGAAACAAUAUGUUACUGCUAAACUUGAAAAACUGAAAAUUGUAACAAGUUAAUCGUAUUGAAAGGUGCGGACGGAUCACCUCCUUUCUGAAAAAGUAAUGCCUAGAAUCUUUUAUAUAAGAACGAGAUGCUAUAUAUGAAUCACUCACAUAUUUUUCGGAUAGCACUAUGUGGGAUUGGGAUUGAGGGGUUGGUUUUCGCGAUGUAUUGUUACCCUUUUGAUAGGGCAAGUCCCCUCACCAACCAUCCCCGCAACAAUCCACAUCCCAUGGAAAUUAUUUUUCCUUGAACAAUAAUUAAUGUAAUUGCUCUAUCAUAAACAAUCCAAUUUUUUAAAUACUAGUACUCACCAUGAUCAGAAUUGCUUAACCACAUUGAAUAAUUAAUGCACCAAUAUAUAAGUCAUACCCCCUAAGUGCCAACCACCAUACAUUAAGGAGAUCAUUAGAAUCUUAGAGACCCACAUGUAGACAAGCAAGAUUCAUGCCAAAAAGAAUUGACAUGGCUACCCUAAAGAUUCCAAUUUUCCAUCCUGCAAACCAAAACUUUACCAAGACCCACCACAUGUUUUUCCUGACAUACCUCCAACAAUCCAUAACCAUUUCACCAUGAAAAAAAAAGAAGAUAAGAAGAAGAAAAAAAAUCUCACUAAGUUCAAAGUUUUAUGAGAUUGAUAAGGUUAUUGAUUUAGCAUUUUAGAUAAAACAGUGAUAGAAUCGUGAUACAAAUUUAGAUACGUAGUUGAACUAAUACGAAAUACGAAACGUAUUUUUGGGACAAACAAAGAGGCAAAUCAAUGGCAGCCCCACAAAGUAGGGGUGAUUAUACGGUCCGGUCCGGUUAAAUUGGCCCAAAUUGAUCUGGUCCAGUCCGAUUUUUUUGAAAAUAUAAGGACCAAAGAUUGGAUUGGAUACAGUCCGGUCUUGAUCCGGUUCGGUCUUGACCCGGUCCGGUCCCAAUUCGGUCUUGAUUUUAUAUUGAGCUUGUGGGGAUUUGAGUGGCCUAAGGACUGAAAGGGUGAGGAGUUGGUUAAGUUUUGUACUAAGUGCAAAAGUUUGUGACCGUUUAUGCAAAUUACCCUUAAAUUUUGGGUGUUGAGCUCUCUUAUCCGGUCUUUAUCCAGUUUUUGAUCCGGUCCUGAACGGUUUUUUACCUCAAAUCUAAGCCCAAAGAUUGGAUUGGAUUGAAUUGUUUAUUAUCCGGUCCCGGUCCAGUCUCGAUCCGGGUUAUACGGUCCGGUUUUGGAUAAAACAAAAAAACCGGACCAAAUAGCCAGUCCUACCACAAAGAGAGGCUCUUCAGGUUAAUAAUGGUGAUGGAAUCAUCAUGGGGUGAGGUUUAGAGUUAUUAAUCAAUGGUUUCAACUUUGUAGGGUCAUGGAGUAUCAUAUGGGGAAGUCUUGAUGUAAAAGGGCCCAACUGAAUAUUCAUUCUGAUGUAUUAGUUGAAGAAAUUUUGUGGGGUUUGGAAUUAAUUACAAUAUAUAUAUUUUAAAGGAGAGAAAAGAAAGAUUAAAACUCUAACCACACCUUGUGCCAUAUCUCUAUCAAAGACAAGUUGGAUCUAUUAACAUUAAUAUAGUUAAAGAUACACCAUUUUAGAACAGAAAAGGAACUGCAUGCAUUAGAAAAGAAAGAGAUAAAAGAUGAUUAAGGUCACCUAGCAUUAGUUUGUUGAGCAGAUUGAUGAAAAUGAAAUCAAACUCAGCAUCUAGCUAGGCAUAGUGAAUCUAUUCUCCUCAGUAAUGGAGUAAGGGACAUGGAACUUCAAUAAAGGAGACUGCUUUUACAAAAGCCAAACCCAUUAUUCUCUAUCAUUGUGAGAUUGAUAAAAAUAUUGAUGGAGAUGCAUAUUUCACUAGGUCCCAAACAUUGAAACCAUCAAUGAAAAUCAUUAAAUUAAUAAAUAAAACAGAACUAAACGGUGAACGAUUGUAAAUCAAUAGAUCUUAAAAUCGAUCGGUCACGUAAUAAGUAGGAAUAUUCUUUAAAAAGCUAUUUAGUAAUAUCGUAAAUCAAUUGUUGUUUCAUCUAAUCUAUUUUUCGUCCAGAUAAAGCAACAUGGUGAAUUCAUCUGUCCAAUAAUUUUUGGAUCCAUAGUUGCAUCUCCACCAUUGAUCAUUUGGCUUGAUGAAGCCAAGAAAAAACAUUUUGGCAGAAAGUCAUAACCACCCAUUAGUCCAUUACUUACUGCCAUCUUGAGAAGUGAAAACAAAAAAGAUGGUAAUCAAUAAUGUAGAAAGUAGAGAAAGUUAGAGAUGAGGCAACACUAAUAGAGUUCCAUUUUCCACUGUGCUUAGCUCAUUAGACCACCAAAGAGUUGACAAAUAAGAAGAAAGAGAGUUGCCAGAUGGACAAAUCCCUUCUGUUAAACAAUCUAAAAACAAAUUUAUCAGCAUUAACUACCCAUUUCCCAACUUCUUUUGUAUUGGGGGGACACCUCUCCCUCUUCCCAAAGCCCCCAUCUUCCUGAAGAAAGAAAUCCAUGACCCCAGAAAAAGGAAGGAGGAGAAAAUCCAGGUCUUUACCAUCAAUUCUGAUAGUCAAGUCAUUUUUUUUUGUAUCAAAUUCACCAAAGCUUACUUCUUCUUCUUAUAGGCCAUGGCCCUACCAUGUAGAAGAAAGUACACAGAACUGGCCCAACCUUAAAUUACCUGCCCUUCUUACCUCAUUCAUAACCAAGUUUCUUUCUAUCUGGUUUCUCCCCAAGGAAAAACAUGCCUUUGUUCCAUUUCAUGGUAACUUUCAUCUUCUUCUGUUUCAUUCUCAUGAUUGGUUUUGCUACUUCUUGGUGCCCACUUGACUACCUCCAACACCAACAAAGCAAUCAGCAACAGCAGCAGAAGUUUCAGCAGAUGAGUGAUGUGUUCUGGCAAUUCAAUGAAGAUUCCAACACCUGGGUUGAGCUGAAACUCCCCUUUGAUCUGGUCUCCUGUGUUGAUGAUAACUGUACCAAAGUGGGUUCCAUUGGUAGUGAGGUGUCAUCAUCAAAAGGAGAAGGAAAGCUUUUGGAAGGAGACCAAGUUGUCAGCAGCUUGAAGAAGAGCAAUCAUAAAGAGAUGGAACAUGGUGAAUUGCCUCUCCCACAAAGGAAGAGAAUUUCAUUGACCAAGAUGUCUGACAAUUCCAUUUGGGUCACUGGGGAAAGUGGGUCUAUCUAUGAGAGGUUCUGGAAUGGAGUUCAGUGGGUGAUUGCUCCACAUGAUCUUCCCUUAUCAGCUGGCCAUGCAAUUGGUGUUUUCAUUGUUAAUCAGACCAUUCUUGCCCUUUCAGAAUCAGGAGUCUUGUACCAGAUGCAACUUACUGAGAUUGCACAACCAAUUUGGGUGGAGCUCAAUCCUUCCAUUGAUGGGGAGCAAAGUUCCAGAGUCAUAAUCAAGUCUGGUGUUGUUUCCAAUGACAGGGUGAAAGUUUAUUUCUGCACAAAGAGUGGAUCAUUGCUGGAGCUGAGUGAGGUUGAGCCUCCAAGAUGGGUUCAUCAUGGAAAACCUCCAGGUGGAAAUGUUGCAGCAAUAGCUGAUGCAGCCACUGUGAAAUCAGAUGUUCUAUACACUAUAAGUUCAACAGGUGAUCUAUAUGAAUAUGAUGGGAUGUCAAAACCAUCAUGGAAGAAGCACAUAUGGGGCGAAGGAACGAUGUCAGAGACUUCUUUGCUGCCAGCAAUGGGCUAUUCCUUACAUGGAAUGACUGGAGAUAGCUCAGUAUCUCUCUUUCUCUUAACCAAGACAGGGAACUUGGUGGAGAGAAGAUUGCACCAGAGAAGAUGGAGAUGGAUAACUCAUGAAAGUCCCAGUGACCAUCAUCACUUCUUGACAUCCAUUACCCAAGCUCAGCAGGAUGAAUCAAAUGACAAGUUCUUCUCCUUGUUCUUCACCACAUCCACCGGAUCAGUCCUCGAAUAUCGAAUGUCAAAAAGUUCAGGCACUAAUGCUCAUGAGGGCAAACAGUGGAAAAACCAUAUGCAUCCUGAGCAAGCAAAAGCAGCAAGAGGAAUUGCAGGACUCCAGCUCCAACUGGGAAGAAUCCUCUUCCCACUAGACGAUGGAAGGCUCGCCGAGCUACACCCCCCUGGACUCGGAGGAGAGACCACUGGUCCAAACUACCAAGUCAGCAACCGACGAAAGCCAACAUCCAACAUCAGAUACCAAUGGUCAACCUUAGACUCCCCAGAGACUGAAGGUUGGAACUUGGAGUACUGCAGAGAAGAGAGAGGACCACUAAACUGCAUCAUGGGGAUGAAAGAUGAUCACAACAACAAUGAAGUCAAAACCACCACAAGGUCAACUGUUAGGAGGCGAAAACAACAGGAGUACUUAAUAUCAGCAGGCCAUUCUUCAGUCAAGUCACCAUCAUCAGAAGAACAUGCUGGUCUUUUAGACAAUUGGGUGAAUGCCAACUUUAGGCUGAGGGUUAUGCAUGGAGGGAGAUCAUUUUUCCUGAUAACAGAUGGUGGAUUUACAUUCGAGUAUCUGUACACCGAGAACGUGUGGCUGUGGUUGAGGCAUGACCAUCCAACGGCUAUGAGAGGAGCUCUGGGGAACUACAAUGGGAGCUUGUUCUUGGUUGAUACUUAUGGGAGCUUGCUUAUAAGGGAGAGGAGUGGGAAUGAUCUAGGAUGGAUUAAUUGUACGGCGAUGAGAAAAGGGAAACAGGUGAAUGGAGGCCCUCCAUGGGAUGGGAUUCCUGGCAGAGCACUCAAAGUCACAGCAGAAGACUCAAUCUUCUUUGUUAGCAGGAAUGGAAGGUUGCUUCAGUUCACUGUAGCACUGAGGAAGUUCAAAUGGAAAGACUGCAGAACCCCACCAAAUACCAAAGUAGCAACCAUAGUAGACCAGGAGCUGUUCAGGCACAACAUAGUCUUCAUCACAGGACAAAACGGCAGACUCUAUCAGUACAACAAGGUCACAGAACUCUGGCACGAGCAUUACCAAUCCCAGCACCUGACCCUCUCCAUAUUGCCAGGCACUCCAAUGCGAUCACCAUCGCCAUCAUCGUCCCUCACAGGCUCUCUAUUCAUGGUUUCCGAUGAAGGUGGCCUGGUCGAGUACCAUUGGAACGUGGGGGACGGAUGGAGCUGGAUCGAACAUGGCACGCCACACAAAGGCGUCGCCUUUGCCACGUCGCCAAGCCCCUGCUUCCAUGGUGGACAAUUUCUGCUUGUGGGGUCGGAUGGGAGGGUGUACGUGAGGUAUGUGGACGAGUUGAUGACGUGGCGGUGGAGGAACUGUGGGUUCCCUUAUGUUGGUAAAGGGAAGAAGGAGGUUGAUGAUGAUGAAGGAGGAGAAUUUGAAGUGUGCAUGGAUGAAAGUUUUGCCAAGGAGUUGGAGAAGGACGAAGAAAGCUUGCAUGAACACAACCCACACUGUGAUCCCAAGGUGGCUUCUACGAGACCGAUCCCAUUCUCUGAAGACAGUGUGAUCUUUGAGCUGAGAGAUGGCAGGUUGGCAGAAAUGAGAAGGGUUGAAGGAGACAAAUGGGUUUGGUCUCGAACGAUUGGAACGCCGACGAGCUUGUGCAUCUCGAAUUACUGGACCGCCGUGGCAUCGUGAGAUAGACAUACACACUUACACACACAGACACAGCUAUAGUAACGAAAAUACGACAUGAAAUAUGUACAAAGUUGACCCUAGAAGAGUGUUAUUGUAUAGUGAAGCUAAGAUAACAAAGCAAAUAAGAAUGUGGUCAAGGCUCAGACAAUGCCAUUCAAUGGACUGAAAAUUACCACAAACUCUGACAAUAUUCCUCCUGCCGCCUACUAAUAGUAAUGGGAAUUUUACUUAUGCAACCCUUCCCGACCUAGUCAACAAGUUUUUGCAUUGACAGGGUAUGAGGAUUGAGGAGUACCCCUAAAUCAAACUAGUUUUGAGUCCGGCCGAUUAGUCGAUUCACUAUUAUUUCAUUAUUUUAAAUACUUUCUUAGAUUAUAAUUUGGUGCAUAUAUUUUAAUUAUCUUAUCGCUUUUGAAAAAGUGGCAUUUGAACUGAAUUUGAUGUCAAACACCUUCAAGAAAAUAUAAGUAUAGUGUCGUGUGAGACCCUAAUAAAGGUUUGUAAGAGGUUGAGCUCGUAUAUAGGCUAAUUUUUUCACAAAGUGGUACAUGUUUCGAAUUCAAGACUGGUUCACUAUUAUUUCGUAAUUUUAAAUACUUUCUAAGAUUAUAAUUUGGCGCAUAUAUUUGAAUUAUCUUAUCUCUUAUGAAAAAGUGACAUAUGAACUGAAUUUGAUGUUAAACACCUUCAAGAAAAUAUAAGUGUAUCGUCGUCGUGUGUGACUCUAAUAAAGGUUUGUAAGAGCUUGAGCUUGUAUAUAUGUUAAUUUUUUUCACAAAGCAAUGCAUGUUUCGAAGUCAAGACUAGUUCAUCGUUAUCUUGUUAUUUUAAAUACUUUGAAAGAUUAUAAUUUGGUGCAUAUAUUUGAAUUAUGUUAUCUCUUAUGAAAAAGUGACAUUUGAACUAAAUUUGUUGUCAAACACCUUCAAGAAAAUUUGAGGUUACCAUCGUGUGUGACUCUAAUAAAGGAUUGUAAGAGCUUGAGCUUGUAUAUAUAUAUUUUUUUUUCACAAAGCAGUACAUGUUUCGAAAUCAAGACUGAUUCACCAUUAUCUUAUUAUUUUAAAUAUUUUCUAAGAUUAUAAUUUAGUACAUACAUUUGAAUUAUGUUAUCUCUUAUAAAAAAUGACAAUUUAUGUGUCCACAAACUCCAACCACGUUCUAGGGUACUUAGAAAACAACAAAAUACGAAGAUCUUUUGUAAAGUUCGCUUCUAAAACUAGUAUCAUCCGAACAAUGUAAGUUCUAUACUUUUGGAUAUUCUGUCACCUAGCUCAGUCUUCUGCCACUGUCUACUGUAAGAGGUAUGAACUCUUGAUUGUUGGUUUAACCUUUCUUUCUUGAUUGUGGAAACAUUUGUUAGAUUGACAAUCCUUAAGAAAUCAAUUUAAGCUUUGUUGUGAAACUUCUGGCUAUCUUUUGGCGUAGAUAAAAGCUUCUUCUGGUAUAGGAAAUUAUGAAAACUCAAAAGUUGGAAAUUCAUAUAAACAGACGAGGCAACUAUUUUGAGGAAUUUCAUAUUAUCUUCAAAAAGAAAACAACUCUCAUUACUUAUGUUAUAAAAUACAACAUACAAACUUGAGGAAAAUGAUUUUGAUUGUAAUGAUAAUAUGUUAAGUGAUAUAAGUUUAGUUAAUAAAAAAAAAAAAGUGAUAUGAACUUAUUGUCAUCCACCUUGGAAUACAAACACUCAAGUAAAAAUAAAAAACCAAUCUAAAUGUCAAUCUUGCCACUGAAGCAACUGCUGAUGAAUAUUCUGCAUCAGUUCCACAGAUUAUUAUGAGGAAUGCAACGAGAAAGCAUCGAUAAGGUGUGAAUGGAUCCUCUUGAUCAAUGGUGUGUAUGAUCAUGGCAGAAAGUUUCAUGAUAUAUGGGAAGCAACAUCGUAUUUUGAACAAGUUAGUCGCACCGAGCGUUCUCUGCGUGAGCAACGGACAAGGUUGUCCAAUUUGGGCGAUGGAGAACUUAUGAUACGAAUUGGGGGCAGAACUUGUCGUAGACUCUUCCAUCUUCUCGAUAGACCAGUGCCAACCCUUGUCGAGAUUGAGGCAUAUGUUCAAAUAAUCAAAUGCGUGCUCAACAAUUAGUUGCUUGGCAAGCUGGACCCGGAGUUCAUCAGCCUGAACUAGGAGGAGCUGCAGGUCAGCCAGGAAAAUGAUGAUGAGCAUGUUGACUGUUAAUAAUGUGAUUCAUACAAUUUUUUUGUUAUCAUUUUAGGACAUCGAACAGAGCAAAUAUUGAGAUAUAAGCGAUUGAUUGUAAUAGGGAUUUGAUUUUAUGACUUGAGAUAGAGACGGAAACAACCUGACCUUUUUUGAAAAUCAAAUCACAACUCAAACCAAAAACCGGUUAUUCCGGAGCAACCAAACCACGUUUAAAAAAAAAAACUAAUUGACCAUGUUUAAGAAUUUCAAACGAAAAGGCCUAACACUUGGGCAAUCAUGAUCCAAACACUUAACCCAAAAUCUUGAACUUUGAAUCUCCAAUUCAUGAACUCAUAAUCAUAAACAUAAAAUAACUAUCAAAUUUUAACUAUAACUCUUCACCCAGUUCCUUGACAUCUCAUAAGUACUGGCACGGCCGCUCGCCUCAUCUUACUUCUUCUCGGGAUCCCCUUCCGCUAACUCAUCCUCAACCUGGUGAGAGAGAAUGGGUCAGUCUCGUCGUUACUUCCUAAGGUCUUGCCUUAAGCAAACCCUUACUAAACACAUUAUUAGCGGGUCAUCCUCAAUAACUUAUUUCAACAUUA